GUGUGUUGUAGGGAGGAGUCUCGCUGAAUGAACUUCAGCUUUCACUUUCGUUUGGUCUUAUAUAAUAGCGACUAGUUCAGUCAUGUUGUAGCAGGAGACACAGAGCAGCAUGACUCCGUUCAGAUAUUCCAUUUGGGAUUUGUCCCUGACCAUACUGGGCUUCAUCUUUUUUUUGUCUGACAUCUUGCUGGAUGUCUGGGCUGCUGUGAAUUUUUACAACGAGGGGGCGUACUUGUGCCUCGGUAUUCUGGUGUUUCUGCUCCUUGGAUCCUCUUUCCUGGCUCAGAUUUACAGCUGGCUCUGGUAUAAAUAUGAUAAUUUUGUUAUGAGAACCAAAUUCGAGGAGAAUCUGUCUCCCAACUUAAAGAUUCUGCAUUUUUUCCAGCUGGGAAUCUUCAUAAGAAAUGUUAGCGUCUUGAUGUCAGUGAAGAACUAUAAGCAGGGAGGUUCCUUGGAGGAUGAAGCUGUGUACCUGAACCACGAUUUAGCCAUGCUGAGGAUCAUUGAGACGUUCUCUGAGAGCGCGCCUCAGAUUGUCUUGAUGCUGACCAUCACUUUGCAGCAGGGACAACUCGACCUCAUCACAGUGCUGAAGACCAUCGGCUCGAUGUCGGCUGUUGCUCUCUGUGUCACCUCAUACCACCGCAGCUUGCGCUCCUUCCUUCCAAAUGCGGCGGAACCAUCCAUCGUCUCAUCUAUCUUCUACUUCAUCUGGAACUGGUUCCUCCUGAUUUCUCGCCUCGUUACCCUCUCUCUCUUUGCCUCUGUGCUGCCGUGCUUUCUCUUUGCCCACUUCUUUACCUCCUGGCUGGUCCUUUUCUUCUUCUCUUGGCGUGCACAGACACACUUCAUGGACAGUGCUUUUGGGGAGUGGUUGUACAGGGCCACAGUGGGCCUCAUCUGGUACUUCGACUGGUUCAAUGUGGUCGAGGGGAAUACCAGGAACAGGACAUUUCUGUACCACACCUACAUCCUAGUUGAUAACAGCAUACUUUUAGGUGUUUGGUGUGGGAUGAUGAUCACUGACCCACCUUACUUUGUAGUCCCGCAGCUAUACGCCAUCAUCAUAGCGGCCAGUGUGUUUGCCGUUUACGCCAUUGGCCUCUUUUUUAAGGUGCUUUAUUACAAGUGCUUCCAUCCAAACGUGCAGAAACAAGAACUGAAAGGAUACACGGAGCAGAUACAGGAGUUCCCAGACACAGUGGAUUCUCCUCCAAACAUGAUGAUGCUGAGGGCCUUUUCUCAUCAUACUGAUGGCAAAGAAAAGGAUCGGCCUGUCCAACCAGCACCCUGCAACAAGAGAAUGAAGAUGCUGGCUGAAAACUUCUACUCUUGAUCACCAAAUGCUGUGCUUAGAGGUAAAGUCACGCAGCAUCAGGCUCACAGAACUUCCUCUUCAGCUGGAGACAAAUCCUCAUUGUGUGCAGCUGUCGACCAAACACCGUAAAGAGGCUCGACAUUAUUCAGUCAGUGUCCUGCUUUUCCAAUGUACCAUCAGGCUGUUAAAUACGGUUUCUUUUUUAUCAGCUGCUGAUAAAAAAAAAAUGUUUUAUUAUUAAAAAAAUCCUGAGUUAAAAAGCAUUUACUUGGACCAGUGCUUUCAGUGGGGCAGGUGUAUAUUACUGGCACUUUUAAAUUUCACCUCCCACUUUUCACCUUUUUCCGGCCGAAAAAACCUCCCGUCCAAAGUUCAAAGAUCGCUCGUAUGACACCCCCUCCUUCCAUGUUCAGAAAUCUGAUCCCAGAUGUUUUCUUAGUGGAGUACUAGUACUUAGUUUGUACCACUUCAAGCACUGGUUUGAACUGAGUUUAAUUGUCAUUGAUACCUCACUGUGGUAUUUUAACAUUUAAAGAGGAUUAUUAAUUGUAUUUAUUUAUGUAAAGAGUUUUAAAGAUUUAUCAAAGUUAUUGUCAGAUUACAGAGGUCUUUGUCAGUUUUUUGUAUCAGGCCAGGUUCCUCGUGUUUUCUUGCAGGUCAGAGGUUUAUGUUUAUUUAUUUAGCAGACACUUUUAUCCAAUGCGACUUACACUUUAUAACCUGUAGGGCAUGUUGUGAUCCGUGGGGGAAACCGGAGAACCCGGUUACACAUGCAUGGGGAGAACACGAAACUCCACGCAGAAAGGCCGCAGCCGAGUUUGGAACCUGCGACCUUCGUGCUGCGAGGCAACAGUGCUAACCGCUGCGCCACUAUGCAGCCCAGGUUCUGAGUAGCUUGCUGCUGAAGUGAUGAAGCCACACCAAAGAAACUUUACACGGGUCUUUUCACUUUGGGGAGAAAAGUUUUGUUAUUUUCACUGACAAGUGUUUUCUGCUGCACCAUUUAAAUCUGGAAGGACCAAAGGUGUCAAGUAAUGAAGUACAAAUACUUUGUUACCUAAGUAGAAACUUUGGGUGUAUAUUUACUGGUGUAGUUAUUUAUUAGCAGGCUUUUAACUUCUACUUCUGACAUUUUUAAGCAAUUAUCUGUUUCUUCUCCUUCCCGGCUGCAAGUGGGUUCAUCUGACAAAGAAACAUUCCCAACACGUGAUUUUCCUUGGGUUCAGGUGAAGCUUCUUCUUUUACUGCAGUUAUAACGUGAGACUACUUUAUAAGACAUGUAUGUAUGUCUGUUAACACUUAGUGCUUGAAGUCUCUUUAUUCUAAAUAAAUUGGGUCCAAGAUCUGUGGCUUGAUCACAGCUGGUUCCAAUUCUUCCAGUCAGGGUGAAACUCAGAAUGUUCUUUAUCAUUAAAUCUGUGAAGCAGCUGUUUUAAGUUGUUUCUAUUGUGCUUCUGUUUUCUCAGGUUCAGUCUUGUGAUGGUUUUUAGCUUUUUUAUGAUUUAUGUUUUGCUUUGGAUGUUCUUGACUCGAUGUAAAGAUUUGAUAAAUACAUCUAUUUUUGGCACGACUUUUAUUAGUUCUUUUUAAAUUUUACAGAGCUGAAUAAACUUUUGUCUGGUAAACCUUAAAAAAUCCUGAGAAAUCAAGAUACAUUUGAUAAAAAUAAUUAAUAUUGUAAUCUGGCCUGAAACAAACACAGCAUCAACACAUCUGAAGGUUUUUACACUGAAAAUCACAGUUUCAGCGUGAUCAGAAUAAAGGAACUGGAGUUCAACAAGGACGUUUCAGAGGAAAGAGUCAGACAGAAACAAACUAAAUGAGUCAGAUACAAAGUAGAUUCAGACACUUUUAAGGGUUAAACAAAAGUUUAAAUGAAUGACAAAACUCUAAAACAGCAUUACUAUUGAGCAGUUUGAUGUGAGCCUUUUCUGUUACCUGUUCAAGUCUAAACAUGCAGAAGAAAUCACAUAGACAUCUGUUGUUGAAAGAAUAGAACUGAACUUUGCACGCGUUUUGUGAAACCAAAUGUCUUCUUUGACUGAAAGUCAUAAACACAUUUUUACUGU
This is a messenger RNA of Nothobranchius furzeri (turquoise killifish), 3387 nucleotides long. Its product is annotated as XK-related protein 8. Gene Ontology annotation, cellular component: plasma membrane. Gene Ontology annotation, biological process: phosphatidylserine exposure on apoptotic cell surface; engulfment of apoptotic cell; apoptotic process involved in development. Lineage: Eukaryota; Metazoa; Chordata; Actinopteri; Cyprinodontiformes; Nothobranchiidae. The record is from RefSeq and is a predicted model, not a curated record.